Molecule: messenger RNA, 1311 nt
Organism: Symbiodinium necroappetens
Lineage: Eukaryota; Dinophyceae; Suessiales; Symbiodiniaceae
Source: the annotation of a GenBank genome assembly
AUGUCUGUUGCUUCAGAGCCUUCUUUGGCAGUGGGUCCAACCACAGCUCAAGUGGCUCCUGCGCCUCCUGUGCCAGUGUUCUCCGUUUGGGACUCCACGGCUGGUGAGACCGCCGAUGUGUUACUCCACUGGCAUCGCAGCCUACCGGAGAUGCCUGAGGAUGACGAGCCUUUGUGCAUCUUGCAACUCCACAUGGGCCAAAACGGCCAAGGCGGCCAGGGCCAGGAGUUGGACUUCUUGGAAGCGCGGCUGCAGAAGCAUCACCUGCAGCCCCCUCUGGCGGCCUGGAGCACCACUCAGCUGCAGAGGCUCAUGGCCGUAAUGGCAGAGCAGCGUCGCGGCGCUCCUCCCAACCACGACGAGGUGCGGCUGCGCCGUGCGCCAGGUCGCCUGGUCAUCGACGUCCACUUCAGGAGUCAGGUCUACGGAGGAACUGGGAUCUCCUUGAGCGGCUGCGUCGUCGAGAUCCUCAACGCCUACUCGUCCGGCAGAUCUGCCCGCAGCGACACUCUCGAGGUGCUCAGGGCCGUCGCGGCGGCGCAGGCGCUGCACACGAAAGCGAUCGCUGAGAGCCGGGUUUCCAUGGAGGGCCUCCAAAGCGAGAUGGACCGCCUGGAAGGGGACUGGACCAAGGCCUGUGCAGGUGCGAAGAAGCGGCACCGUGGUCUUCUGCAGCGCUUUGCGCUCGUCUUGCAGGCCAAGAUUGACAAGGAGCGGGCACUGCACGAAGAACUCCAGGUGCGCCGAUGGAACCAGCAGGGCGCUGCUGCCGGACUCUUGAUUCGCUUGAACACGGCGGUGGUACGGUUUGCUGUGGUGCUGCAGCUGCAGCUCCCAAACCAGCAGCUGUGGAGGAGCCGAUGGAGGUCCGAGGGCGUGGUCGCAGAGGUCGUGGUGGAGGCCUACACAGGCUUAGGAGACAAGCGCCCCUGGGACGAGGCCUGCAAAAGUGAGUUGGGGACUGCCAGCUGUUGCCACAUCAUGGAACGAUUCAGAUGUGGCCUGCGGGGUGUGGAUGAUGCACCCGCAGCGCCGGGCAGCCCGGCCGGCCGUGCUGCGGGUACGCUACCCGCUGGAACUGUCACGCAGGGCCUCAUGAUGCCGCCUCCCACAGUGACAUCUGGCAUGCCUCCAACGAUGAGCCUGUUCGACCCGCCUUCAGAUGAGGAGCCUGUCCCAGCGAGGGACCUUACCGUGGCUGCCCCGGCCGCAGCUCCGCCAAAGCCCGAGGAGCCUGCCUUGCCCAAGGGGCCUCCACGCCCCGCGGGCGUGAGCACGACCGAUGAUCUGUUCUUCAGCGACGGGGAGUGA